Serpula lacrymans var. lacrymans S7.9 is the source of this 455-nucleotide messenger RNA. RefSeq lists its product as uncharacterized. The annotation marks the transcript as partial. The record is from RefSeq and is a predicted model, not a curated record. Lineage: Eukaryota; Fungi; Basidiomycota; Agaricomycetes; Boletales; Serpulaceae. The transcript has 2 exons.
AGAUACGCCCAAUGCUAUCAUGUCCUACUUCUUCCCCUGUUCUCCGCAUUGCUACACCCAGAAACAUUGCUUUUCUUCAUAAUGCUUCCUCCUUUCGCCCAGCUUCAAGAUCCUAUUCUUCCCGAAGUCGCAAAGCCGGAAGAUGUUUGAGGCUAGGCUCGCAAUUCAAGGGCCCUCAAGCAGAGCGGCUGAAGAAUGUUACACAGAGCCGAGCUUAUGCAAGUGCAUUCGAUGGAAAUAAAAGAGAGGAGGUACCUUCACUCAGGCAUCAUACUCUUACACUCCUUCACAAGACACUUUCCCUGUUACCUCGCACUCUUCCACCAGAAGACAUUUGCAAGGAAACUGCAGAUUCCUUACAACUCUGGGAAGCUCUAUUAUCCCAAACGUAUGCCAGAUUAUCCGAUGCUGUGGCAUUAGGAUCGAAGGUCCGUAUAGGAGUGUGCGGUAUCGAU